Messenger RNA from Gongylonema pulchrum, 1377 nucleotides. The record is from the annotation of a GenBank genome assembly. Lineage: Eukaryota; Metazoa; Nematoda; Chromadorea; Rhabditida; Gongylonematidae.
AUGGAUUCCGAAGAGGGCGAUGCUCUUCGGUCACUUACGAUAGGUGGCGAGGAGUGCAGUGGUGCCCAUUCGGUUGCUAUGGAUGCGGGAGACGGUGAUCCCGGCCAGCUGGCUACGGUGGAUGAUCCAGCUGGCGACGCAACCCGUUCAACUACGGUAGAUGUCGAAGAGGGCAAUACAGCCCAGCCGAUUACGGUGGAUGAUGAAGGAAGCGAUGAUGUACAGGUGGUUACAAUGAGCGCUGGGAAAGCUGAAGAGAGCGACGCUGCCCAGUUGGUUACGAUGACUGAGCCCGUUACGACAGAAAGUGAAGAGUGCAGUACUGGCCAGCCAGGUACUAUGGACUCAAAAGAAAGCGAAGUCGGCGGACCGGUUACUGUAGUUCAGCCGGGUACGGUAGAUGUGAAUGCGAGUUUUAAUGUGCUGGAACGAUUUGCAAGUUUCGUGCCCGUCGCACGUGCCUUGAAACAUCUCGAUGUUUCGCAUAACGUCAUCUCCAGAUGUGACAAUUUAGCAACGCUUACUGAGCUCGCAAUUCCUUUGCUCAAUCGGCUUACCAAUUUAACAUAUUUGGACAUUUCGAACAACCGCCUAAAUGAUUUGCCCAAUUUGAGCAAACUGCCAUUGUUACGGACUGUGAAUUUGCAUGCCAAUCAAAUUAGCAGCCUCAGUGAAAUCCAUCGCACAAUGCCACAAUACCUGGAAAAUAUCGAUAUCGGAGAAAAUUUGAUCACCGAUUUGAGAGAGGCAAUUCCUUUGCUCGAUCGGCUUACCAAUUUAACAUAUUUGGACAUUUCGAACAACCGCCUAAGUGAUUUGCCCAAUUUGAGCAAACUGCCAUUGUUACGGACUGUGAAUUUGCAUGCCAAUCAAAUUAGCAGCCUCAGUGAAAUACAUCGCACAAUGCCACAGUACCUGGAAAAUAUCGACGUUGGAGAAAAUUUGAUCACCGAUUUGAGAGAGGCUCACUUUCUGUCACAUCUGAGAAGUAUCCGGUCCAUAACGUUUGCGGGAAAUCCAUGUGUACGCUUGGAAGGCCGUACUUUUUGCUACCGGCCAUAUUUGUAUUAUUGUUGUCUGGAAACACUGCAGUCCGUUGACGAGAAGGAACUCGGCGAAAUUGAAAUUAUUAAAGGGGAGGAACUGCAUAACAAUGCUAAGGUGCGACAUAUGGAAACACAUGCUCAGCUGUGCGCCUACCUUAAGAAAGUGUGCCCGCAGGAUUAUCAGAACACAUUCUCCAUGGAAGACAGCCACCUUCUAAAGAGAAGACGUGUCGCCGCCGACAUCAGCCAAUUCAAAUAUAUCCUCUUCAACAGUCACCUUAUCGGCACCAUCAAUUACUUGCAAAAAGCCAACGCCAGUGAAGCCAUCUGA